This is a messenger RNA of Synchiropus splendidus (mandarinfish), 1227 nucleotides long. It is a transcript of the gene dnajc17, whose product is annotated as DnaJ (Hsp40) homolog, subfamily C, member 17. Lineage: Eukaryota; Metazoa; Chordata; Actinopteri; Syngnathiformes; Callionymidae. The coding region runs from base 139 to 1008 and encodes 289 amino acids. The transcript has 11 exons. Gene Ontology annotation, molecular function: RNA binding. Gene Ontology annotation, biological process: spliceosomal complex disassembly. The record is from RefSeq and is a predicted model, not a curated record. Gene Ontology annotation, cellular component: spliceosomal complex.
GUUGCCGACGUCGCAUCCAUGCUGCUAUCAACAACAGUCUUGCUAGCGGCAUCUCAUGCUUGUUUUCUCUGAACCUACUGUAUAUUUCGUCGUUCAAACAUUAUAUUUUGCUGGUAGCUUUGUUUUCUUUGUUAAAAAAUGGCGAAAAAGUUGACAGAUAUGGAUUUGUAUGGAUUACUUGGAGUUGAAAGCACCGCUUCAACGAAACAGAUCAAGAAAGCUUUUCGGCAGAAAGCCUUGACGUGCCAUCCAGACAAGAAUCCAGAUAACCCCAAAGCAGCCGAGCUUUUUCACCAGCUCUCCGAAGCCCUCGAGUUAUUGACGGAUGCCGCAGCCAGGGCUUCAUACGACAAGAUCUGCACUGCCAAGAAGCAAGCGGAAGAAAGAACCAAAAAACUAGACAGCAAGAGAAAGAAAAUGAAGCUUGACCUGGAAGAACGAGAGCGACAGGCAGAAUUGGAAAAGCAAAAUGAAAUGGCAAGCGUUAGGCAGCAACAGGAGAUCAUUCGUUUGCGGGAAGAAGGACAGCGUCUGCUUGAGGAGGAACAGAGUCGCAGGGAGCAGAUGCUGAAAGAAAGCUCAAGAGUUGAGACCUCUUCCGACCCGAAUACGACCCCUAAACUUAAGCUAAAAUGGAAGUGCAAAAAAGGUGACGAGACCAACGGAGGCUACUCUCAAGACGUCCUUUUCAGAAUUCUUCAAAAGUAUGGCGAUGUUUUGCAUGUGAUCAUAUCGAGUCACAAGAGAGGAAGCGGUCUUGUGGAAUUUGCAUCCGUGAAAGCAGCUGAACGAGCCGUCCAGUACGAGAAAGGCCUCACUGAAAAUCCGUUGAAGAUUUCGUGGGUAUCAGGAAAACCAGAAGCCGCAGCGCCGUCAUUCAAGUCCACACAGAGCACGCUAGUGAACGAGCGUGACUACGAGAGUCUGGUGCUGAUGAAGAUGAGGCAGGCGGCGGAGCGACAGAGACUGAUCGAAGAGAUGCAGAAAGAAGAUGAAGAAGAAAGCUAACCCGCCAUCUCGCUGUUCUCCAGUCUACGUUUUUUUUAAAACAUUAUUUUAACUGAUACUGUUUCAUUUAUUUAAGACAUGUGAAACUUUUCGGUCCAUCUACUAUCUAGAAUAAAGCAAUGUGAUGUUUGUUUCACUAAGUCUACGAUGCGUAAUGAUGGUUCGGUCCACCAAUGUAAUGACCGCUCUAUUAAGGAUCUUGUUUACAUCAAAUAUAGC